Triticum dicoccoides is the source of this 636-nucleotide messenger RNA. RefSeq names its product germin-like protein 9-3. Gene Ontology annotation, molecular function: manganese ion binding. The transcript has a single exon. NCBI's taxonomy places the organism in Eukaryota, Viridiplantae, Streptophyta, Magnoliopsida, Poales, Poaceae. Bases 1 to 636 code for a protein of 211 amino acids. The record is from RefSeq and is a predicted model, not a curated record.
AUGGUGUCCAUGAACCUCUACUCCUUGGCGCUGGUGGUGGUCGCCCUGGUGGCGGCGCCGAUGGCCGCAGUGGCCGGCGACCCAGACAUCCUCACCGACUUCAUCGUGCCGGCGCCUAUGGUCGGCAUGCCCAUGAACAUCACCGGCGACUACUUCACCUACACCGGCUUCCACCCGUCCCUGCCGCUGCCGCUGCCGACCUUCACGCUCACCAAGGCCUCCAUGGCGGAGUUCCCCGCGCUCAACGGGCAAAGCGUGUCGUACGCCAGGCUCGUGUUCCCGCCGGGCACCGUGAACCCGACCCACACCCACCCGCGCGCCUCCGAGCUGCUGCUCGUCCUCGACGGUGCCCUCUCCGUCGGCUUCGUCGACACCGCCGGCAAGCUCUACACCAAGGACCUCGUCACCGGCGACAUGUUCAUCUUCCCCAAGGGCCUCGUGCACUACCAGUACAACCAGGGGACAACGAUCGCCGUGGCGCUCUCGGCAUUCGGCAGCGCCAACGCCGGCACCGUGUCCGUGCCCGUCACCGUGUUCGGAACCGGCGUCGACGACGCCGUGCUCGCCAAGUCGUUCAAGACCGACCUGCCCACCAUCCAGAAGCUCAAGGCGGCGCUCACCCCGCCCAAGAAAUAA